UAAUCGUUCGUAUGAAGAUUGUGCGCAUCUCGAAUUUUGGUUGCUUCACGAUUUUAGUUGCUUCGUUGAUUGUUAAUUUUUUUUAUUUCUUGAUUGAUUUUUGUGGUCAUUGAAAAUGAGUGAUCAAAGCUUAAAUUUAAAAUUCGUCAAAGAAGUGGAAAAACGUGAAAUUCUUUAUAAUUUUAAUCUUCCUGGGUAUUCGCGAAAAGAUUUAGUUGAGAAAAAUUGGCAGGAGAUUGCCGACAUUGUCAAUUUACCUAUUUCUGAAUGCAAAGAAAAAUGGCGAAAUGUUCGUACAGUUUUCAUUAGAAAAAUGAAACCCUUACCAAAUGGAUCUCGAAGAAGAAAAGCAUACUAUUUAGCCGAUGCUAUGAAAUUUUGUAUACCCUAUAUUAAAAUAUUAGCACCACCUAAUUUUGAAAAUUACACACAAUAUGAUAUAACCCAAUAUGAUACUAAUACUACACAAAAUAUGGUAGUGAAAUCUGAAAGAUAUGAUGAAUAUGAUGAUAACAGUGGUUCAAUUGAGGAUCUUGCUGAAAUAUAUCCCCCAGAAGAGGCAUCAGAACAAAACGAAUGUCCUGCUAAAAAACAAAAAUUAGAAACACCAACAACAACAACUACACAAAGUGAAGUAGUAGCAACUACUAGUAGCUGCAAUAGAAUUGAACAAAAAGAAGCUAUUAAAAUGUUUCUUCUCAGUUUAAUACCUGAAGUUGAAAAUUUUUCCGACUCUCAAAUGAAACAAUUUAAAAGGAGAAUUUUCGGAGUAAUUGAUGAGAUAUCUGAUACUUAAUCUCUAUAGCAAAAUAAAUUUUGACCUCGAAAAUUAUACCAAUACCAAAGAUGAACUUGAAUGUAUAUUU
Messenger RNA from Episyrphus balteatus (marmalade hoverfly), 866 nucleotides. RefSeq lists its product as uncharacterized. The transcript has 2 exons. Gene Ontology annotation, cellular component: transcription regulator complex; nucleus. Gene Ontology annotation, biological process: regulation of transcription by RNA polymerase II. The record is from RefSeq and is a predicted model, not a curated record. NCBI's taxonomy places the organism in Eukaryota, Metazoa, Arthropoda, Insecta, Diptera, Syrphidae. Gene Ontology annotation, molecular function: DNA binding. Bases 116 to 796 code for a protein of 226 amino acids.